This is a messenger RNA of Erinaceus europaeus (western European hedgehog), 1605 nucleotides long. RefSeq names its product hyaluronidase 4 (gene HYAL4). Gene Ontology annotation, biological process: hyaluronan catabolic process; carbohydrate metabolic process. The record is from RefSeq and is a predicted model, not a curated record. NCBI's taxonomy places the organism in Eukaryota, Metazoa, Chordata, Mammalia, Eulipotyphla, Erinaceidae. Gene Ontology annotation, molecular function: hyalurononglucosaminidase activity. The coding region runs from base 196 to 1605 and encodes 469 amino acids. The transcript is spliced from 4 exons.
UCUAUGUCUAGCCUUGUGAGAGUUCUCCAGACUGCUCUCCACAGAAGUUGGACCAAUUUACAUUCCCACCAGCAGUGCAGAAGGGUUCCUCUGUCCCCACAGCCUCUCCAGCAUUUGUUGCUGCUGUCCUUUUUGAUGUAUGCCAUUCUCACAGGGGUGAGGGUGGCGCUGCUGGAAUAAUGUAAACUAGAAGCUAUGUGUAACUGGUUGACAUCAUGGAUAGGAGUGCUGCUGUCACUCUUUGUGCCCUUUCACUCAACCCUCAAGCCAGCAAUGCCUCCAGUCAUCAACAGGCCUUUCAGCAUUUUCUGGGCAGCACCAACAACACAGUGUCAACAUUUAUUCAAUGUGACUUUGAAUCUUCGAUUCUUUAAUAUUAUUUCAAACCCUUGGCAGACUCAGAGUAGAACAAGAGUUGUCAUUCUUUAUCCAAAUGAAUUAGGAUUUUAUCCUUAUUUCUCUGAGGAAGGGAAAUCCUUUAAUGGAGGGAUACCACAGAAAAUGAAUCUUCAUACACAUCUUCGAAAAACUGCUGAUGACAUUGCCAAAAUUUUUCCUUGGUGGAGGUCAGAAGAUCUUGUUGUUAUUGAUUGGGAAAGCUGGAAGCCACAAUGGUACAGAAACUGGGGCAAUCGAAUAAUAUAUAAAAACUACUCCUUGGACUUCACUAAAAGCCAUCACCCUGAUUGGUCAGAAACGAAAGUGGAAACGGUUGCCCAGCAGGAGUUUGAAAAUGCUGGGAAGAUUCUUAUGAACACUACUCUCACUCUUGCUUCAGAAAUGAGACCAAAAUCUUUAUGGGGCUUUUAUCUCUAUCCAGACUGCUAUAAUUAUGAUUACAGGAUAAAUCCGCAAUUCUACACAGGUAAUUGCCCAAAUGAUGAAAUUAUUCUCAAUGAUCAACUUCAGUGGCUAUGGGAGAAAAGCACAGCACUUUAUAUUUCAAUAUAUUUGGAUAAAAUAUUAAAGUCAAGUUUAAAUGCUUUAAAAUUUGUCCACUUUCGAAUUAGAGAAGCCAUGAGAAUUGCUGAAGUGGCUAGACAUGACUAUGUUCUACCCGUGUUUAUUUUUUCCAGACCAUAUUAUUUGCAUAGUAUCGAAGGUUUGUCACAGCAAGAUUUGAUCAGUACCAUUGGAGAAAGUGCUGCCAUGGGAGCUGCAGGUAUUGUUAUAUGGGGAGACAUGAAUUUAACCUCAUCUGAGGGAAACUGUACAAAGGUCCAGCAGUUUGUGAAUUCUGAUUUAGGGAGCUACAUAGUCAACGUGAGCAGAGCUGCAGAAGCAUGCAGCCUUUACCUCUGCAGGAACAAUGGGAGAUGCAUAAGGAAGAUAUGGAAAGCACCUGAUUACCUUCAUUUAAACCCUACAAGUUAUCACAUUGUUAUGUCUGAUGAUGGAGAAUUUAAUGUUCAAGGAAAAAUAUCUAAUGCUGACCUGGCCAUGAUGAUGGAGAAGUUUUCCUGUCAUUGUUAUCAGGGAUAUGAAGGGGCUGAUUGCAGAGAAAGGAAGAUGACUGAUGACUGUGAUGGGUUUUUCUCUUUCUCUGGCUCAUUAAUAACACUAUGUCUGUCGGGCUUAGCAGGUUAUCAGAGCAUUCAUUUGUGA